Caenorhabditis remanei is the source of this 1392-nucleotide messenger RNA. RefSeq lists its product as uncharacterized. Bases 1 to 1392 code for a protein of 463 amino acids. The transcript is spliced from 8 exons. NCBI's taxonomy places the organism in Eukaryota, Metazoa, Nematoda, Chromadorea, Rhabditida, Rhabditidae. Gene Ontology annotation, biological process: acetate metabolic process. The record is from RefSeq and is a predicted model, not a curated record. Gene Ontology annotation, molecular function: acetate CoA-transferase activity. Gene Ontology annotation, cellular component: mitochondrion.
AUGUCGCUGUCGAAAGUCCUCUCGGUGACCAGAAACUUCACAAACGGACCGCGUCUCCCUACCAAACUAUUGCACGCAAAACCUGGCUUCGUGCCAAAAUACGUGUCAGCAGAUGAGGCAUUGGCGAUGGUUGAAUCCAACAACGACGUCUACGUCGGAAACCACGCCUCCGCUCCAAACGUCCUUCUGGAGGCACUAUGCCGUCGUGUCGACUCGGCGGGUCUCAAUAAUAUUCGGAUGUCUCAUUUGAUUUUGAGCGGAAAUUGUCCACAAUUUGAUCCGAAAUAUCAUGGUAAAAUCCUGAACAACAGUCUAUUCAUCUGCCCCGGAAAUCGUAAUAAUGUGAAUCUCGGUGCCGCUGACUACACUCCAAUCUUCCUCUCCGAAGUACCAUCAUUGUAUACAAGUGGAGCAUUGAAUGUCGACGUGGCACUAAUUACUGUAUCACCGCCAGAUGAGCUCGGUUUCUGUACACUUGGCGUCGAUAUUGAUUGCACGUUGGCUGCAGCGACAAGUGCCAAGAAAAUCAUUGCACUCGUAAACAGCACAAUGCCUCGCACCCGCGGUCACACCACCGUCCAUUCCUCCCAUUUCACUGCUAUGGUUCAAACCGAUCGCCCCAUCGCUUUCCGUCAAGGCAACGAGGAAAUGUCUGAAACUGAGCAGAGAAUCGGAAAAAUCAUUGCGGAAAACCUAGUUGACAACGGGGCGACACUUCAACUAGGCAUCGGAGCGAUUCCCGACUCGGCACUGGCUGCUAUGAAGCAACAUAAGGAUUUGGGUGUGCAUACGGAGAUGUUCAGUGAUGGAGUGACGGAUUUGAUUGAUCGAGGAAUUAUUAAUAAUCAGAAGAAAGCGUUCAUGCCAGGGAAGACGGUGUCGUCGUUCGCUUUUGGAACUAAAGAAUUCUAUAAGAAAAUUGAUAAUAAUCCAGAAUUUUAUUUCGCCCCUUGCGACUUCACCAAUCACAUCGACAUCGUCCGUCGCAACAGCAAAAUGACGUCGAUUAACUCGGCGAUCGAAAUCGAUUUGACUGGACAGAUUGUGUCGGAUUCGAUUGGACGCAACUUUUUCAGUGGAUUCGGUGGACAAGUCGAUUUUAUGGCCGCCAGUCCUCAUGGGUUUGAUGGAUUGGGAAAGGCGAUUAUCGCAUUACCAUCGAGAACUACGAAGGGGCAGACGAAGAUUGUUCCGUUUUUGACGCAGGGUUCCGGCGUCGUGACGACUCGCGCUCACGCUCGCUACAUUGUCACAGAGCACGGAAUCGCCAAUCUAUGGGGAAAAUCGAUCCGCCAACGUGCGUACGAGCUGAUUCAAAUCUCACAUCCGGAUGAUCGAGAGACUCUGGAGAAGGCGGCGUUCGAACGAUUCAAAGUGAUGCCGUCGGCUUAA